GUAUUUCUAUAUAUAAGGUCGCAUUAACCGUGUGUUAAACACUGAAGUGAACGAAACAAAGUUUAAACUAUUUGAUUUAAUACCAUUUUAAAGAGGUUCCGGCAAAGCACCAAAAGAUGAAAAUAUUUGUGAUUCUAUUAUUGAAUUGUUAGUACUUUCAACAGCAUAUUAAGGAAUGUACUAUUCUAUAUAUCGGUGUGUCAAUAUGUGAAGUUUAAAUGGAUUGUUUAAAUACGAUUAGCUAUUAAAUAAUGCGAAAUGAUUGCAGCGAAAAAGCUAAAGUAGAAGAAACACUUGUUUUUUGAUAUUGAAAUAUCAAUGAUAUUCAAGACAUACUUUAGAGAGCAGUUUAGAGGGUAAAUUGUGUGUAAAUAAUUGCGACUUUAGGAUUAACAGUCGGACAGAAAAGAUGGAGCUGUUAGAUUCGGACGCUUCCCCUGACUACGCACUACAAUGAAAAUCUAGUUAUAAGUAAUGUCUUAAAGCAGACAUCUUCAACAUUUAACUGCUAAAACACAGCAUGUAAUGCUAAAGAAUUGAAAAGUAUAUUCGUUUAAUUUCAAAUGGAGCUGUUAGAUUCGGACGCUUCCCCUGACUACGCACUACAAUGUAUUAAAUGGUGCGCUGAACAUGACGAAACUUGUGCUUUGGAAGAACACCUCAGACUUCAUAAGCAUAAAUUAAAAGAUGAACUCAUUCCAUUGUUAUUUGAAUCUUUCUCAAAACGACACACAGAAGUUACCAAAAUUAUUCUUGCCUCACUAGAUCAAGAAAUCAAGACAAUAAAAAGUGAAAAUGGAAAGACUUGGAUCGACAAAUUGCUUCUAAGUGCUGUUGAGAUUGGAGAUACUGAGAUUGUGAAAUACUUGAUUAAUAAAGGUGCAAGUGUUAAUGGCAAUUUUUAUGGGAAACCUGUAUUACACAUAGGUGCCUGUUAUGGUCACUCGGAUAUUGUCUCGGAGUUAGUGAAUGCAGGAAGCGAUAUACACAUAACAGACAGAUGUGGUGAAGGAAUAAUUCAUUCCAUAUUGACCUCACAGCUGACUAGUAAGGGUCCCCUUGUUCGCCGGGUAAUCAGUCUAGGCGCUAAUCCUCUAGUCAAGUCAUCCUCAGGAAAAUUUCCAAUUCAUCUUGCUGCAAAGAACGCUCCAGACGUUCUAGCUGAGCUUCUUGAAAACGGAGGUGACGUACACGCUCUAGAUAACGUCAAUAAAGAAACACCUUUGCACAUUGCAUGUGGUGCCGCCUGCCGCGAAACUAUUCUGACACUUAUUCAGUAUGGAAGCCGCUUCAAUAUAGAAAAUAAUCAUGGACAAACGCCUUUAGCAAAAUUGUUAAGGUUUACAAACAGUGAUCAUGAUUUCCAUACUAAAACACGACUAAAUAUUGCAAAGGUGUUGAUUUCUAUUGGGUUCCGAAUCAACUGUCAUAAGACUUCUAGUAUUUUUAAUAAAGGACGAGACAAAUCUUGUGAUAGGUAUAUUUCGCUUAAGAUGUCUCUUCAGGCACCGCCACCUCUGCAAAGUCUGGCACGAGCAACAGUCAGAGAAUCAUUAACAUCGGGUUCAGGUUUACAGAAAGAAGUAACUAAACUGGAUAUCCCUGUGAAUCUAAAAUCAUAUAUAAUGCUUAAGGAUUUGAAACUGUAGUGAGGUUCAUACAGUAUUCAUUGCCAUAAUUUCUAAUUAUUUAGCUUCAUUGUUUGUCCUACAUUUUGUGAUUUAUUUUCAAGUUUUAUGUGUAGUUCUAAUGUACCUGUCAGUAUUUUUGUGAACACAUGCUAGUCAAUGAUGAAAUACAUGCUAUAUGUAAACGAA
Mercenaria mercenaria is the source of this 1817-nucleotide messenger RNA. Its product is annotated as serine/threonine-protein phosphatase 6 regulatory ankyrin repeat subunit B-like. NCBI's taxonomy places the organism in Eukaryota, Metazoa, Mollusca, Bivalvia, Venerida, Veneridae. Gene Ontology annotation, molecular function: protein binding. The record is from RefSeq and is a predicted model, not a curated record. The coding region runs from base 564 to 1649 and encodes 361 amino acids. Gene Ontology annotation, cellular component: nucleus; cytoplasm. The transcript is spliced from 3 exons.